Molecule: messenger RNA, 1823 nt
Organism: Cladophialophora immunda
Lineage: Eukaryota; Fungi; Ascomycota; Eurotiomycetes; Chaetothyriales; Herpotrichiellaceae
Exons: 3
Coding region: 90-1691 (533 amino acids)
Biological process (GO): carbohydrate transport; transmembrane transport
Cellular component (GO): membrane
Molecular function (GO): carbohydrate:proton symporter activity
Source: RefSeq, a predicted model, not a curated record
CAGAGUGGGAUUAAAAGAAGCAUGCGCGUGCCAAAAACCCAGUUACUACUCCGUUUGUCCACGACGCGCCCUCCACGGACAGAAAAGACAUGGCCGACAAGGAGGUUUCCAUCGCGACGCCGAGCCUCGACCUCUCGCCGCAGACAACUGAGCAGUCGGUGGACGACGAACCAACGCUGUGGAAGUCUAUCAGGAAAUGGCCCAAAGUUCUGGGAUAUUCAUUCGGUUUGACGUCGGCCAUCUUGCUCUAUGGAUUUGACACGUCAAUAGUUGGCAACGUCUCGGCUAUCCCAGCGUUUCAGGAAGACUAUGGCCGCGAAUUGGAUGACCGCCACAUCAUCCCGUCAAUGUGGAUGGGACUGUGGAAUGCUGUCAGCCCCAUAGGCAUUAUGAUCGGAAGCAUUAUCGCCGGCUGGCUUCAAGACCGUGUUGGACGGCGGCCGACACUCGCCCUGGGAAGCCUGUUGUCAGCCGCGGGGGUGGCUAUCAUAUAUUGCUCUCAUUUCCUCGACGUACUGGACUCGCGGCGGGGCACCUUCCUCGCAGCCAAGCUCAUUCAGGGGCUGGCAAUUGGAUCGCUCCUGUGUACCACGCAGACCUAUCUCUCAGAAAUCCUACCGCCGAAGCUGAGGGGGUCAGUGAUGGCAUUCUUUCCGGUCUUCACGCUGCUUGGGCAAUUGAUUGGUGCGGUCGUCGUCUACACAUCCUUGGACUAUCCGGGGAAUCGGCCCUACACCACCCCGAUGAUUGCACAAUGGCCGUUUUCGGCUGUCCCUUUCGUCCUAGCUCUGCUGGUGCCCGAGAGUCCAACAUACCUGCUCCGCAAGAGGAAAUACGACAAGGCAUUCAGAGCCCAACAACGUCUCGACAGCUCAAGAACCGACACGCAGAAGAACAUAGACAACCUGGUAGUCUCGCUGCAGAAAGAGGAAGAGCGGGCCAAACGCGAUCGCGCAACGUACACGGAAUGUUUCCAAGGCACAAACAGACGGCGCACGCUGAUUGUUAUCUUUGCAAACACGCUGCCCCAGCUUUUUGGGCUCUCCUUACUCGCCGAUGCCAGCUAUUUCAUCCAUGUCGUCGGCAUGAGUGCAGAUAACGCUCUCCUGUUCCUCCAGCUUGGCGUAGGCCUGGGGCUGCUCGCCAAUAUCGUCAGCAUGUGGGUUGUGACCAAAGUCGGGCGACGAGUCCUCGGCAUGACAUCGUUGAUCGGCAGCACAGUCCUCUGGCUCGGGAUGGGCAUUGCUGGGUGCUUUGAUGGUGUUGUCGUGAUAUGGUAUACAGCGGUCACCAUGAUGGUGGUUAUCGUCGUUGUCGGGGUCGGGAUAUGGCCGGUCUCGUACGUGGUCGGCGCCGAAACAUCGUCCCUUCGACUUCGUGCAAAGACCCAAGGGAUCGGAUGGUGCUCAGGAGCUUUAGCACAGGGAGCCUUUGGGAUCAGUCUUCCUUAUGCAUACAACGUCGACAAAGGUGACCUCAGGGCCAAGGCGGGGUUUAUCAUCGCAGGGUUCUCGGCCAUUGCGUGGGUGCUGACCUGGCGCUUCGUUCCAGAAAUGAAGGAACGUACUGCCGCCGAGAUUGAUGUCAUGUUUGAGCAUCGGCUACCUGCCAGGAAAUUCAAAGACUGGAGAGAUACGAUGGGCGAAGUAGUUGCUGAUGAUUCUUUCGGGUCUCAGGCGCACUUGGCAUAGACUGAAACGAAUUGAGGAGUGGUUUCUAUUCUACUAUUAGGGCAUGUCAGCAUACAAGUCGAUCCCCCGCAGCCUGGCUUACGAUCUAGCGAGCUGCGCACUUCGUGGGGCACUUGGGUAGUACCCGUAUUC